Messenger RNA from Penicillium cinerascens, 1002 nucleotides. RefSeq lists its product as uncharacterized. The coding region runs from base 1 to 1002 and encodes 333 amino acids. The record is from RefSeq and is a predicted model, not a curated record. NCBI's taxonomy places the organism in Eukaryota, Fungi, Ascomycota, Eurotiomycetes, Eurotiales, Aspergillaceae. The transcript has 2 exons.
AUGGCUAUCACAGCGGACAACAGAGAUGAGAGCAACGGCAAUCUUGCCAAGCAUGUCCCUGUUCGGGAUGUCUUUUUCUUUGCCCACACCCGAACCGCUUCCCAUGUCCUCUGUCGCCUCCUCUCCAACCAACCAGGAUGGGUUCAAUCGGAUUACCACUUCAAGCGUGCUUUUGACUUCGCCAGAGAAUCCUUUGGUUGGGGUCCGCUAGCUGAUGUAUCUGACCAAAAACGGGAGGAUUUUGAGAAACUUCUUCAGGAGGGUUUCGAUGAAAUCCAGCUUGAUCGGAAAUCUGCUGCCAUCGAGAAACAGGGCAAGUCCCUUUUCCUUAAAGAACACACGUUUUAUGUAUGGGAGCCGUCCAAGCUGUCGCAGAGCAUGUGGGGCGGCCCUAGCAGCCCGCCUUUCACCGUAGUUGAAGACGAUUCUCCUUUGUCCUCAGAUUCUGGAAAAACGAACCCAACUAUAUUUCCUGACAGCUUUCUCAAGUCAUGGAGGCCGAUAUUCUUGAUCCGGCACCCAGCGCUUUCGUUUGAAUCUUGGUACAGAGCUGAAAGUGGCGCUCGGCAUGUCGAUAUUUGUGACAAGUCAUGGGCAUUCUAUACCAGCUUUCAGUACUCUCGGCAACUGUACGACUGGUUUAUGUCAAACAGCACUGAGCCGACUUCCAUGCCAAUUGUUGUUGAUGCGGAUGAUCUCAUGGAUAAAAGUCCAACGAUCAAUACGUUGUGCUCUUUACUUGGCAUGGACACGCAAUAUAUCCUCUACCAAUGGGAUGUCAUCAAGGCGCCAGAUGGUGCCGGCUGUCGCGAGCUAAAAUUCAUGAGUGAUUAUUGGAACUCGACCUCCAUUAAUAGCUCAAAAAGUUCACGGGGCCUUGAUAUGACAGCCAAAUAUACUCAAUGGGAGGACGAGUUUGGACCUGACGUUGCGAAUGAACUUUUGAAACUGGUGGAAAAGUCUAUGCCAGACUACAACUACCUAAAGAGCAAGAAGAUUUGA